Messenger RNA from Scophthalmus maximus (turbot), 2597 nucleotides. It is a transcript of the gene rbm24b, whose product is annotated as RNA binding motif protein 24b. The transcript is spliced from 4 exons. Lineage: Eukaryota; Metazoa; Chordata; Actinopteri; Pleuronectiformes; Scophthalmidae. The coding region runs from base 485 to 1318 and encodes 277 amino acids. Gene Ontology annotation, cellular component: cytosol. Gene Ontology annotation, molecular function: mRNA 3'-UTR binding. The record is from RefSeq and is a predicted model, not a curated record.
UGUGAAUAUUUCAAAGGCUGAAUCCAGUAACUUUUUAAGUUGAAUUGAAGAUAACUUUCAGACCAAAGGCAUAAAUAGGAAACUAAAUUAUAAAAAAUCCAAUGACUGGGGGGGAAUUUUUUUUCAAGAUAUUUGCAUUGUUUGACAAAUCCCGGCUACAGUGAUGUGCAGUGUGAUGUGCAACCUCGUGUUGACCCAUCUGUUCCUCACUUUAUUAGAAACACGAGCAGAUGAGGAGAGAGGCUUUCUAUGUGCCUGUGUGUGUGUGUGUGUUGGUUGGUUUUUUUUUUCAGCAGAGUGUGUCCUCGCCCCUGUUUUAGCAGCUGUGCGACAGGCGGCAGUCGGAGGAGCGCACUCGGUGUGGUGGUCCGGGGGGCUGGGGUGGAGUCAAGUGUCUGAGUCACAUUCUGACAACUGGGGGAACCUCCCGUGACAAACAGGUGUCCUCUUCCUCCUCCUCCUCCUCCUCUUCCUCCGUCGUCACAUGUACCGGGGCACUGCCUCUCCGCGCCGCACACUUCUCUCCCCGAGCCGCGCACGUCUGGUCGCCUCGUCCGCUCACUUCGUCAGCCCUCGAGAAACCUCCAGGACACCGCCCGCACAGAUGAUGCACUCGUCGCAGAAAGACACCACCUACACCAAGAUCUUCGUGGGCGGUCUGCCGUAUCACACCACGGACUCCAGCCUCAGGAAGUACUUCGAGGUGUUCGGCGACAUCGAGGAGGCGGUGGUCAUCACCGACCGACAGACGGGCAAGUCCAGGGGUUAUGGAUUCGUGACCAUGGCCGACCGGGCCUCCGCUGACCGAGCCUGCAAGGACCCCAACCCCAUUAUAGACGGGAGGAAAGCCAAUGUGAACCUGGCCUACCUGGGGGCCAAGCCGAGGGUCAUACAGCCAGGCUUUGCAUUCGGUAUGCCUCAGAUCCACCCAGCAUUCAUCCAACGACCUUAUGGGAUCCCUGCCCAGUACAUCUACCCUCAGGCCUUUGUCCAACCCAGUAUGAUGAUCCCUCAUGUACAACCCUCUGCUUCUACAGCAACAGCUGCUGCUGCUACCAGCUCCCCAUACCUUGACUAUACCGGAGCAACGUACGCUCAGUACUCUGCGGCGGCUGCCAGUGCUGCCGCCGCUGCAGCUGCCUAUGAGCAGUAUCCGUAUGCUGCCUCACCGGCACCGACGAGCUACAUGACUACAGCAGGGUAUGGUUAUGCUAUGCAGCAGCCGCUCGCCACUGCUGCCACCCCAGGAGCUGCUGCCGCAGCUGCAGCCUUCAGCCAGUAUCAACCUCAGCAGCUCCAGACAGAUCGCAUGCAGUAAAAACACGAAAACUACCUUAGAGGAGAGCAUGGGCGGUCACCUCCUCCUGUGAAGCAAGAAAAGUAAGGAGGGGGAAGACAGCAGAAGCUGAAAGACGGUUGUCACUCCCAGGUUUUAUCUUAGCAGUCCUUCUACCAAAGAGCCUGAAGAAAGUCACCAAUAAUGUGGAGACAAUUGAGAAAUUACUGCAUAUCUUAUUCAGGCAAGAUCAGUAUUUUGUAACUAUUGAAUAUAAACAACUAUUUAAUAUUUAUUCAGUAGUAAAAUAAUGUUUAAUGUUAAUUGAAGUACACUCACUGGACCUCAUUUCAAACAUUUCUAGAUUGUGUGUAUAUUUAUAUAUAUUUAAGUGGAAUUUGUAUAAAAUUCACAAUAACAGUUAUGUCUUAUAAUCGGAUUUCUUCCCCACAACUUUGAAAACAAACCAAAAGACAUAGACAUACAUAUCAGAGUCAUCAUGCAGUUUUCAGUAUUUCUUAUAAUUCUGGACCAUUAUUUUGUUUGGUAAAGCUAUGCAGACAUUGAUAGAGAAGUUCUGUUAGGAUUGUUUCUCUUUUUUAAUAACUGUGUGAAGUGAGAUAGAUUAGACAUCCUCAACUAGUUCCUUCUAAAAUGUGUGUUCUUGAUAGUACAUAGGACAAAAUGCUGCAGUGACAGCUGAAGCUGGUAAAAGCACUCACCUUUCUUCCCUUUAAAUUGCACCUCAAGUAAACUCAGCAGGAGGGAAGAAAUAUUGUUGAAUGUGAAAAAAGAUAUUACAAUAAUGUGCCUUUUAAAUUUUGCUAUUUAUGUAUUUAUUAUGGAGCCUUACAGUUAGAAAAAUAAACCCUUUAUUUUUGUUUGUAUAUUAGUGUGAAGCCUACUGUAGAACAUGUCCACGUGUGCUGCUGCGUUUCACAUGAUCAAGAGCAUAUGUUGUUUGAGACUGUUAAAACUUGGCUUAACAAUGUGCUAUACUGUGUGUAUAAAGAACAAAAUAUGAGUGGAAAGGUAGCAAUAACUCCUAAUGCUUUCUCUGUUUUCUGUCAAUUUAAUGUUGUCUAAAAUGAUAUCCUUAAUUCUUCAAUGUUGCUUUUUAUACUUGACCAGUUUGAUAAGAGUGUGACAACUGUUCACUUUUUAUUUCCUUUUUCUUUUUAACAUUUGAUGUCCUAUGACAUUAAAUGUCUUCUAACGCAACUUAAGCAAGGGCACAACCCAUUUCACCUUGCAAUUUGUAAUGCAUGACUCAAAAUAAUGCAAACAUUUAAUUUGUGAAAUAAAAGGAAAUUUCCCUUCA